Musa acuminata subsp. malaccensis (wild Malaysian banana) is the source of this 1558-nucleotide messenger RNA. RefSeq names its product expansin-like A3. The record is from RefSeq and is a predicted model, not a curated record. Gene Ontology annotation, biological process: sexual reproduction. Gene Ontology annotation, cellular component: extracellular region. NCBI's taxonomy places the organism in Eukaryota, Viridiplantae, Streptophyta, Magnoliopsida, Zingiberales, Musaceae.
GCCUUUGCACAGAAUUCAUGCCCCACUACGCACGCAACAGCACCGGCUUCUACGCAAACCAUUGUCGAUGAUGCAUCAAAAGCCAUGCUUCGAAGAAAAAUAUGGAGCAAGCAUUAAAAUCAUGCACCGUCUUUGUUCUUACCACUUUACUCGGCCGAAUUCAUUAGGCCGGCUGUCCUUUGGCCCUGUCUCGAUCCUCUGCUAUUACUCUGUGAACCCAAGCUCAGUGUAUUUCUUUUAUCAGCCCUGUUGCUUUCCCUGUUCUUCCCAACCCCAAACUACCCACAUCCCCAUUAAAUUCCAUGGUGAACUAUUUUGACAUUGUGUCUAUGAAUGUAGUAGCAGAUGGGUUUGUGCAGGAGGCUGGUGGUGUUGUUGCCAUUGAUCUUUGUAGGCCACAGGGUUGGUCUUUGUGGUCUCCUUCUCUUUUAUUCGUUUGUGCUGUUUAGACUUUAGAGGACGCUUGUCCGGUGUUUGUUUCCCUCCUGCCCAAUAUAUCAGUUGAAGGAGGCUGUUUCCUUUCCCUUCCUUGAUGCUCCAUCUUGCUCCACACAUGGGUGGUGACACUGUCUUCACGUUUUUUCUCCUCUUCCUGUUUAUCUCUUAUGCUACUGCUCGUGAUAGGUGUGUGCAUCAGUCCAAGGCGGCCUACUCCUCCUCUUCCGGCCUCUCUGUUGGAGCUUGUGGGUAUGGCUCCAUGGCUUUGGGCUUCAAUGGAGGUUAUACCGCAGCUGGGAGCUCUACGCUUCACAGAGGGGGCGUUGGUUGUGGAGCAUGCUUCCAGAUAAGAUGCAAGAACACAAGUGUUUGCGGCACAGAAGGGGUAAGCGUGAUCCUGACGGACCUUAACAAGAGCAACCACACUGAUUUCGUGCUCGGUGACCCUGCUUUCAUGGCCAUGGCACGAAAUGGCAAGGAGCAAGAGCUCAAGAAACUUGGCAUUCUGGAUGUGGAAUACAAGAGGAUCCCUUGCGAAUAUAAGAACCGGAACCUAUCUGUCAGAGUGGAAGAGAGUAGCAGAAGCCCCAGUCACCUGGCCAUCAAGUUCCUGUACCAGGGAGGUCAGACUGACAUGGUAGCAGUUGAUGUAGCUCAGGUCGGGUCACCGAAUUGGCGGUUCAUGCGCCGGGAUUAUGGGCCAGUCUGGAGCAUCAGCCGGGCGCCGGUUGGGCCACUGCAAUUGCGGAUGGUGGUGACCGGCGGCUACGGCGGCAGGUGGGUGUGGGCUCAGAAGGCGGUCCUGCCGGCGGAGUGGACAACCGGUUCAGUCUACGACUUGGGUGUUCAGAUCACUGACAUUGCCCGGGAGGGCUGUCGCAUCGAAGAAUAGAACACAGGAAUUCUUCAUCCUGUACUUGUUGUCUCUGAAGCAGAAAUGAGGGGGAUUGGAAUCCUUGUUCAUAUACUCGUCUCUGAAUAGAACACAAGAAUUCUUCAUCCUAUACUUGUCAACCUAGUUGGUAAUUGGAAUCCUUGUUCCUUUGUACAGGUUCAUGUGCUUGAUGUCAAGAUACAAACAAAGUGCCAAGAUUCCUCAUAAGAAAACCUGGUUGGAAAA